Molecule: messenger RNA, 243 nt
Organism: Naegleria lovaniensis
Lineage: Eukaryota; Heterolobosea; Eutetramitea; Acrasida; Naegleriidae
Exons: 4
Coding region: 1-243 (80 amino acids)
Biological process (GO): cellular heat acclimation
Cellular component (GO): cytosol; nucleus
Molecular function (GO): transcription corepressor activity
Source: RefSeq, a predicted model, not a curated record
AUGUCUGACAAUCAAGGAGGCGUACCACCACAAGGAACACAAGAACUAACCGUAUUUGUGCAAAAUUUACUUCAUCAAAUGCAAAAAAGAUUCCAAGACAUGUCUGACACAAUUAUAAAAAGGAUUGAUGAAAUGGGAACCAGAAUAGAUGACUUAGAAAAGAGCAUCGGAGAGUUAAUGCAACAAGCAGGAAUUCCUGAAGAACAACUUAAAGAUGAUUCCAAUUCAAAUGAAAACAAGUAA